AGGAAAUCCGCCGCUGCUCCUCACUCACUGUCAGAUUAGAGUUUAAUCCGAGGAGGAGGAUACGCUGUCUGCAUCUUGAAAGGAGUCGCGCUGUUUUUGCAUACUAAAUAAUCACGAUUCAGCGUCCUGCCGCCGUCAUAUUUUCCUACAAUAACCGACCUGCACUUAGAAGAUGAAACGCCAGUGUUGCGCUGCUGUCUUUGCCUGUCCGCCGAUUUGCCAAUACGUUAAGAUGUUAGCUGGCUAACUAGCUGAAAAAGAGUAACUAAAUCGGAUUAGCUGCUAACAGCAGCCUUCCUCUGGGUGACAUCCACGUAUUAUUUACUGUACUUGACAACUAUUGCACAGCAAACGGUUUCCUGUUUUUAUUUCAACCACAUUUCCACAGUUGUGUCAAAAUUACUACUUUGUGCUUUAAUUAUUCGCUAGCAUUAACGUUGCUGCAAGCUAGCUAGGUUAUUAGCAAGUCAAACCCCAGCAAGGGCUGGACCUCCUCCACUCACUAAUCUUCACUGUUUGUUAGAAAGAGCAAACAUAAAAGUAGUGCCUCUGACCCCGACCGAAAGUCAAGACGGAGGUAACACUUAUCUGUUAGCUUGUCUGCGGGCGAGCUGGACUGAGAGCUGUGCAAGAUUUGAACCCCCAAAUUAGCCUCGAGUCGAAGCGAAGAUGUCAGGAAAGGAAAAAGACAAACAGGAGAAACAGUCCACAACGGAACGGCUGAUAAAAGCUGUGCCAUACCCUCCACAACAUAAGUUGACUAUAAAAGAGCUAUUUGAAGAUGGCAAGCCCAAUGCUGAGUUGCUCCGCACCCAUCUUGUCAAGGAGGGAAGGGUGGAGGAAGAUGUGGCUCUCAGGAUCAUCAAUGAUGGGGCCAACAUUCUCCGUCAAGAGAAGUGCAUGUUGGAGGUGGAGGCACCUAUAACAGUAUGUGGCGAUGUCCAUGGACAGUUUUUUGACCUUAUGAAGUUGUUUGAAGUGGGAGGAUCACCCAGUAACACACGCUAUCUCUUCCUUGGUGACUACGUAGAUCGAGGAUACUUCAGUAUUGAGUGUGUUCUCUACCUCUGGUCGCUCAAGAUCAACCACCCCACCACACUCUUCCUCCUGCGUGGGAACCACGAGUGCCGGCACCUCACAGAGUACUUCACCUUCAAACAGGAAUGUAAAAUUAAAUACUCUGAACGGGUGUAUGAUGCCUGUAUGGAGGCCUUUGACUGCCUGCCCCUCGCUGCCCUACUUAACCAACAGUUCCUGUGUGUACAUGGUGGACUCUCACCGGAAAUCAACUGCCUCGAUGACAUAAGGAAAUUAGACAGGUUUAAAGAGCCUCCAGCAUUUGGGCCAAUGUGCGACCUGAUUUGGGCUGACCCUGGUGAGGACUAUGGCAGUGAAAAGACAUCUGAACACUUCAACCAUAACUCCGUCAGAGGUUGCUCUUACUUUUUCAGUUACUCGGCAGUCUGUGACUUUUUGAUAAAUAAUAACUUGCUGUCAGUAAUAAGAGCCCAUGAAGCACAGGAUGCAGGGUAUCGGAUGUACAGAAAAAGCCAGACCACAGGCUUCCCUUCAUUAAUCACAAUCUUUUCGGCUCCAAAUUACCUAGACGUCUACAACAACAAAGCUGCUGUGUUAAAAUAUGAGAACAACGUGAUGAACAUUAGGCAGUUCAACUGCUCCCCCCACCCUUACUGGUUGCCCAACUUUAUGGAUGUCUUUACAUGGUCUUUGCCUUUUGUUGGAGAGAAAGUGACGGAGAUGCUGGUGAAUGUACUGAACAUUUGCUCUGAUGACGAGCUCAUGUCCGAGGGAGACGAUCUUUAUGAAGGUGGCACCUCAGCGAUGCGUAAGGAGGUGAUCCGGAACAAGAUUCGCGCUGUGGGAAAAAUGGCCCGAGUCUUCUCUGUUCUCAGGGAGGAAAGUGAGAGUGUGUUAACACUCAAAGGCCUGACUCCAACUGGAACUCUUCCGCUGGGAGUGUUGUCAGGGGGAAAGCAGACCUUACAGACUGCUACCAUUGAGGCAGCUAAAGCAAAAGCCAUUCAAGGCUUCUCUCCUACAAGGAAGAUUCGCAACUUUGAGGAAGCGCGUGGCCUGGACAGGAUAAAUGAGAGGAUGCCACCACGCAAAGAUGGCCAGCAGCCAGACGGAACCACCAUCAACACCCCCAACAAGAACGGCACUGAUGGAUAGGCACAGAAACACCACUCUCCCAUCUUCACACAACCCACACCACCUGACCCACAAUCCCCAACUGCUCUCUCAAUAUCUUUCUGUCGUUCUUUCUCUGCCUGCCUCCUCUGUUGAAAUUGCCUGUCCAUCUUCUGCUCGCCUACAGUUGGAGGAGAACGGAAGCAUCAGUGGAUGCAAACAAAAGGAGGCCAUCGUGCUGGGUAAACACGUCCUAGCUGCUAAAAAAAAAAAAAAAAGACAAACAUAAGUUGUGACUAUCUGGGGGAAAAAUGUAAUCUUAUUUAUUAAAGAUGAAAGAUAAUAGUUAUAUUGUCUAAUAGCAACAAAUCAUUAAUUGAAGACGUUUUACAGUUGGUAAAAUGUGUACUGCACACUGAACCUAUACAUGUCAAAAUUAUAAAGAAAAUUUUAUAAAUUUGAGUUGAUACAGAUAGAUGGAGCACUCAUUAUCAAAGACUUUUAAUCACUUUAAGUGUGUUUUUUAAUUGUUCUUCUCCAUGUGUUGGAUAAGGGAAAAGUAGAAAUACUGUAGCCUCAGCAGCCUCAUUUGGAUCUUGCAAGGUUCUUGUUAAAAUAUGUUAGGCACUUGAGGUUCACAUAUAGUGCAGUGUAUUCCUAAACGUACGUCAGUUGAAAGAAAAAAAUAUAUGAGAGGUUGCGACAAUAAUGAGGGAAUGAAACUUAAAAAAUAUCAUUUGAUACUUGAAGCAGAAAUUUCAAAAAGACUUACACUGGUUGGCUGCAACAAUAAAAAACACUGACGGGUAAAGGGAAUAUCUUUGAUCGUCUUGUUAUAAUGGCACCUGACAGAGAGUGAGAUAUUGAAGUUGAUGUUCUGGAAGCAGGAAAAGCAGUGGAAGGAAGGUCUGAUAAAUCACAGUUCCUUUGAACUCACGUGGGCGGCUGGGUGUGUCUUCCUCAGUUACCUGGACAAGAGAUGACAGCAUGGACUAUUGGAAAAAGGCAAGCCAGUGGAAGCCGUGUGAAGUUUUGGACAAUGUUCUGCCAAGACACUGUGGGUCUUGGCACCUAUGUUGAUGUUACUUUGACACCUACCUGAACAGUGUUGGAUAAGACGAAUCUCGUUACAUGCCCUGAUGGCAGUGGCCUCUUUAAACAGGAUAAUGCCUCCUGCCACUCCAAUAACAUUAUUAAGGAAUGGUUUGAGGAGCAUAACAGUGGGUUCAAUGUGUUGACUUGGCCAUCAAAUUCCCCAAAUCUCAAUCCAAUCAAGCAUCUGUUGGAUGUGUAGGAAGAUCACCCUAUGCACCUACAUCUUGGUGCCACCUUCAGAAGUCUGUGAUGUCCAGGUCUUGACAGGUCUGAGGUGUUUUGGUGGCACGAGCUGAGCCUACACAAUAUGAGGCAGGUGGUUUCAGUGUUGCAGCUGAUCAGAGUAUAGUCUUAUUUGUAUGUUUCAAAUAAAUCCCAAAGAUAGACACGAAACCUUUCCUGAUAAACCUUUCCUGUAUUAGUGUGCUGUGAAUGGCACGGUGAAAGAGAAGGAUUAAUGCUUUGUGUGGAGUGAUAGUUGGUGUUGCUGGCUGUUCUGUGCUGAUUAUGACUUGAAGGCAGCUAGGAUGUUCUCUCUCCUGUGAACCAAAAAAGAAGAAAAAGGAAUGGGAUAUCCCUUGGGAGAUACACACACACACACACACACACACACACACACACACACACACACACACACACACACACACACACACACACACACACACACACACACACACACACACACACACACACACACACACACACA
This is a messenger RNA of Amphiprion ocellaris (clown anemonefish), 3952 nucleotides long. It is a transcript of the gene ppp3cca, whose product is annotated as protein phosphatase 3, catalytic subunit, gamma isozyme, a. The record is from RefSeq and is a predicted model, not a curated record. Gene Ontology annotation, molecular function: calmodulin-dependent protein phosphatase activity; calmodulin binding. The transcript has 14 exons. Lineage: Eukaryota; Metazoa; Chordata; Actinopteri; Pomacentridae. The coding region runs from base 670 to 2193 and encodes 507 amino acids. Gene Ontology annotation, biological process: calcineurin-mediated signaling. Gene Ontology annotation, cellular component: cytoplasm; calcineurin complex.